ACACAUUCACCCCGUUCCCUUUCUCUCCAGUGCAAGCAUUUUGUGCAAGCAAUGCAAAGCAUCUGACCUGAAAGCUGCAAACUGAGUGAAGAGGAAGAAAAGGAAAAGAGGCGACAGCGCUCAGAGUGUGACUAAAACUCUCCUGGACGUCUGCAGGAUAUGUGCAUGUGCCGCGGGAGGGAUGAUAGCAACAAGAGAAUAAUAAUUACCAAGCAAAGAAGAAAUAUCCAGACUUUCAAGUGGAUUUUUUCUAUGGGAUUGAACACCAAAAGAUGCUGGUUUUGGUGAACUGAUUCACAAGAGGCGUCAGUAAGUGCAUCUUUUAUAUUGUCCCAGGGCUGUUCUUACUAUGCCACUCUUCAGCUGGCCCAAAGUGUUCCAUGAGAAAUCUUCUCAGAGUGAAGCCCAAUCUUGUAGAACCGACCAAGACCGACCGAGCCACGUGUUGCUCCAAGAGCUCUUAUGGCACCUGCAGGAACGUGAACGCACAGCACGGAUGCUUGAGCAGGAACACAGGCUUGCCGACGUUGCCGCGGAUCACCACUGUUUUCACAGGUGCCCCAGGUUGAGGAGCGUCAUUCCCACAUCGGAGCUACGCCAACUGGAGCUGCUGUGUGCCAGCAUCCCCGCCGUGCAUGCUGCUGCAGUGCUCUCCAGAUUUCGUGAAGUGCUUGCAAGCAACAACGUGAUGCCCUGGGAGUUGGUGUCAGUCUUCAAACUGGUCCUUAAAGACUUCUUCAGCCAAAGGAAAUGCGAUGAAGACGGUAAACUUUUGUGGUUUUGGACCGGCCGCGCCAAACUGAAGCAGGGUGCCGACCGAUCAAGCAGCUAUGGUGACACGCAAAGGGAGGAGAUCCCAACGGUCUCUGGAUAUGUAGACAGGGCCAUGCGGACAAGUCACUUGGCAGCGAAAAGAGACUGGGAGCUUCCAUAUUACUAUCCAGUCCCUGUGAGCUCAACUGAGGCCUGUUGCACAUCACUCAGAGGAAACUCUUUUCAAUGAAUAUAUAGCUACUAUGCAGGGGCUGACAAAGUUUCCCAACACAGUAAUACCAAAAAGACACAAACUACACAGAGGAAAUGCUGCAAAAGACAAAAACACACACAAACUCCACAGCCAGCUGCAUGAGAAAAAUACUACAUAUUUUCACGGAACAAAGUGGGAGUUAAUCACGCCACUAACAAAGCAGACCCAAGGGAUGUCAGGUAUUUAAACAUGAGCGGGAUUUUAUGAAUUUGUCACCAAUGUUUAAAGUGUUUUGUUACCUUGACCUUGGGAAGUACAGAAUUAUAAUAAAUCAUAAAUAUGGCUGUUUUGCAUAUUAAAUUGAAUUGUUGAACACAUUUACCAGUCUCAGUAAGUCGUUUUUGUCAUUUGCAGCAUUUUCAGGUUGUAUUUUAUAUUUUGUUUGGAACGUUUGCACCUGUUCGCCACCAUACACCUUUACUUAUGCUGCUACUAUAUUAAGAAUUAUUUUGACAAAUUAUUGAAUCUAGACAUCAGACUGUGACGUACUUAUCUUUGCUAGCUACAGCAUGCUACAUUUUAUUAGUACAAAUAUUCAAACAUUAAACAAAAAUCCCGUAUUUUUUUCUUCCUCUUGUCGAUCAAAUUCUUUAAUCUAAUGUUGUUACUAUGACUAACUAUAAUAUAUAUGAAUUUUUGCGUUUUGACAAUCAUGAGAUGACGAGGGGAUUUUAGCCUGCUAAGCUAGCUCAGGUGCGGGAGGAGGGACUCUUGUUAGCUAGCAAAAGAUUUGAUGCUUAAAAAUCAUCUUACCCGGUCUCUUUCGUCGCCGGCUCAGUUAAUUUCUUUCCAUCCACUUCAUUUGUGAGUUUAAUGUUGGCAAAUGUGGCUCCGGAGGUGAACCAAUCGGAAAUUUGCUCGGCCGUGAAACUUUUCUUCAUGUUGCACUUGAUAAUAUCACAACUCCUUUGUCUCCAACCAAUGAGCGCCAAACAUGUUAGCUAAGAGUGAGUCGCUGUUUGCAAUGUGAGCUUCGAUUGUGUCAACUUGUAUUAAAAGCAACAUCCUCCUGACCCUGAAAAAUAAGUUACAUUUCCCCAUUAAAUAAUUGUGGUGAGUAAAAAUGAUUUUUGUAAUGUUUUGGAAAGAAUAAUAAAAUAAAUUACCAUGUAAGGCAAUUUCAGCUGUACUCGCCUCUUUGAUUAGCAUAACAGUAAUUUUAAUUACUGUGAAUUAAAAUACAGUCCUUUCUCAUUUAUUGUGGUUAAUUGGUUCCAGACUCAACCCCAAUAAGUGAAUUUCUGCAAAAUAGGAUUAAAUAUUAAUAUUAUUUUCAUACUUAGAGCAUAGCAAACAUGUUUAAGACUUUGGAAAUAUGGCUUUUUACCAUUGAGACCCAUCGACACAAAAUAACACCCCUAUAGUCUCCUUUCCACUCCUGUUAUUCUUUUGUUUACUCCACAUUUUUAAGGCGCAGGCUACAGGACAACUGCAGGAACACAAGAGAAGCAUGUUAGCGAACAAAUCACUUCUAUUUUAUAUGUCCAACAAAGACGACAUGCAGGUUUGUUUUUUCACAAAUCUAUGUGGAGGAGGAAAACACUGAAAAGUAGCGCUUUUCUUGUAUAUUUUAGCCUUGUUUUUAGCUGUGAAUGUAUGGAUAUUGUAUUUUAAUGCAUCGUUUACUGUUUUUACUCAACUCUUUUUUUUCCUCUUCACUAUAAAGAGUCUGAGUACUCUGGAAAGCACUAUACAAAUAAAAUGUAUUAUUUUAUUUUUUUUCUCCCAAAGCUGGGAUAGGCUCCAGCACCUCCAUGAUCCUUGUGAGGAUAAGUGGUAGAAAAUGAAUGAACACGGAUUGAUGAUGAUGUAAAACACCCUUUUCCAAUUAAUGUGGGAAAAAGACAAAAAGUACAAUACAGAAGAAGUAACAAAAUGGCAAUUGAAAAAAUUGUUUACAAACAAAAGUAAAAAAAAAAAAAAAUCCAAAAAAAGAGCAUUCACAGGGAUUUACAGCAUUUUCAAGGGUCCCGUGUUGUCACUGUCCUGUUGUAAUAGGCUCAUCUCUGAUCGAAGCUUUUCAUUUUCCUUUAAACGCACACAAAAACGCAUUUGAUUAGUGUCGUGUGGAAAGCGAGUCCGCUCUUGAUAAAUAUUCCAAAACAGAAAAGCUAAUCACCUCUUGGAGUCUCGUGUUGUUCUUCUUGAGUUUCACCAAAUAUUCAAUCCUCUGUUUGUGGUUCUUGUGUCCUACCAGCUUUCCGUUCUCCUCUGACAGCUGAACAUUCUGCUUGCGGAGAACCUCAUUCUCCUGGAAGAGGAGCCACUUUCACUUCUUACAUCCAUUGUGUACUUAGUACUACAAAGCGCAGAAAUACAAGAAUCUAUAUAAGAACUCUGACCUUGAGAAGUUUGUCCUCGUCCUGUACCCGCAGGCUCAGCUCUCGGACUUCCAGACAGCGGUUCCUCAAUUCCGUGGUCAACUCCUGAACACAAGUCUGCGACUGGGCCAAUACUGAUUCCUGUGCCUGCAUUCUAAGGAACAAAGCUUGUUAAAAUAUUAAGUACAAGAUAUGUAUGAACAUUCAUUCAUUUUCUACCGCUUAGCCCCAAGAGGGUCGCGGGGGUGCUGGAGCCUAUCCCAGCUGUCUUCAGGCGAGAGGCGGGGUACACCCUGGACUGGUGGCCAGCCAAUCACAGGGCACAUAUAGACAAACAACCAUUCACACUCACAUUCAUACAUAUGGACAAUUUGGAGUCGCUAAUUAACCUAGCAUGUUUUUGGAAUGUGGGAGGAAACCGGGGGAACCCGGAGAAAACCCACACAGAACUCCACACAGAGAUGGUCAAGAUUGGAAUUGAACUCCGGUCUCCUAGCUGUGAAGCCUGCACGCUAACCACUCAAGCACCGUGCAGCCCUUGCCCAAAAUUAAUAUCCAUUUAUUCAUUCAUUUUCGAUCGCUUAUCAUCACAAGAGUUGCGGGGGUGCUGGAGCCUAUCCCAGCUGUCUUCGGGCGAGAGGUGGGGUACACCCUGGACUGGUGGCCAGCCAAUCACAGGGCACAUAUAGACAAACAACCAUUCACACUCACAUUCAUACCUAUGGACAAUUUGGAGUCGCUAAUUAACCUAGCAUGUUUUUGGAAUGUGGGGGGAAACCGGGGGAACCCGGAGAAAACCCACACAAAACUCCACACAGAGAUGGUCAAGAGUGGAAUUGAACUCAGGUCUCCUAGCUGUGAAGCCUGCACGCUAACCACUCAAACACAGUGCAGCCCUUGCCCAAAAUUAAUAUCCAUAUAUUCAUUCAUUUUCUACCGCUUUUUCCUCACGGGGGUGCUGGAGCCUAUCCCAGCUGUCUUCAGGCGAGAGGCGGGGUACACCCUGGACUGGUCACCAGCCAAUCACAGGGCACAUAUAGACAAACAACCAUUCACACUCACAUUCAUACCUAUGGACAAUUUGGAGUCGCCAAUUAACCUAGCAUGUUUUUGGAAUGUGGGAGGAAACCGGAGUACCCGGAGAAAACCCACGCAUGCACGGGGAGAACAUGCAAACUCCACACAGAGAUGGCCGAGGGUGGAAUUGAAAUCGGGUCUCCUAGCUGUGAGGUCUGUGCGCUAACCACUCGACCACCGUGUAGCCCGUAUGAACAUCAUAAUACUCAUUUGUCAAGAGUCAAACUGCAUAUUCAGUACUAUAAAUUUAUAUACUGUAUGUUUGUUGGUCUGAAAGCCUUUCACUAUCCCCCCCGCCCCCCUGAAAGUUCCCUGCACUUCCCCCGGGGGUUGACCGUCCCGCUAUUUGAGAAGCACUGCAUUAGACUGUGCAGGUGUUUCUAUUGUCGAGGUGCUUACUUUUUUUGAGUGUCCAAAAGCCUUUGCAUCACUUUCUCCUGGUCAAGACAAACAGAAGCAUGUGAAUACAAUUUAUAAGAGUAAAGCAAAAUGCACAAAUCAAGAUGACGUAAUAGCAAACCUUCUCUUCUUUCUCCUCGUGUAGCUCUUUAAGGAUGGACUGCUUGAUGCCGACAGUGAGCUCCUCGCUGAAAGAUGAACAACACCGUCAGCAUCCCAGCCAUCCCGUCAUUAAAAACGGCGAAUUAACUCCACCUGUUUGCAUUCCCGCUCUGAGACAGCUGACUCCUUUUGGUAUAAAACUGGUCAAGCAAACCCUGAAUCUCCAUGCGGGCCAUUUCUUUCUCAGUCAACUGUGUCUGAAGUCAGAGAAAAUGAAUUAUCAAUGUGCCUCAUAAUUCUUGCACGUAGUCAAAAACUGCUGAUGAUAUUAAAAACUAUACUUUGAGCCGUUGAAUCUCCUCAUUCUUGGCAGCUCUCUCGGCAUUCAGCUCCACUAAGAGGAUUUCCAUGGUCAUCAUGGAGGACCGUCGAUUCUCCAGUUCUCUCUCCUGGCUUUCCAGGACCUGGGUCAGGUCCCUUCUGAAGCUCCCUGGGGUGCUGGGGG
Doryrhamphus excisus (bluestripe pipefish) is the source of this 5431-nucleotide messenger RNA. RefSeq names its product RD3 like (gene rd3l). NCBI's taxonomy places the organism in Eukaryota, Metazoa, Chordata, Actinopteri, Syngnathiformes, Syngnathidae. The record is from RefSeq and is a predicted model, not a curated record.